AUGGGUGGAAAGCAGACCAAAGGCCAGGAGCCUGGAGGAGCCAGCCCUCAGCACAGCUGGAAGCGGACACCCACCAAGGAGCGGGGAGACAUCUUGGCCUCCUUCAUGCUGAAGGACCGGCUGACCCGUGGCGGGACGCCGCCGCCGCCCUACCAGCGUCGCAUCGGCAUGAUCCAGGAGAUGAUGCUGAUGGCCAAGCAGGGCAAGCAGGAUGAGGCCACAGAGAUGCUCAAGACGCUCCGACAGGACCUAGGCAUGGAGUCAACAUCGCUGGAUGACGUGUUGUACCGCUACGCCAGCUUCAGAAACCUGGUUGACCCUAUCACACACGAUCUGAUUAUCAGCCUGGCACGAUAUGUCCACUGCCCCAAGCCGGAAGGCGACUCUCUCGGGGCAAUGGAGAAGGUUUGUCGUCAGCUGACGUACCACCUCAGCCCCCACUCUCAGUGGAGGAGACAAGGCCUGCUCAAGAGGAAACCUCAGGCCUGUCUAAAGGUGGUGCUGUCGGCCCCGCCAUCCAGCGGCGCCUUGGAUCUGUCAGGCAUCCCUCUGACAGCUCGAGACAUGGAGCGUCUGUGUUCACACCUGCAGCAUCAUGCGUCCACGCUGGUCAGCAUGGAGCUGGGCUUCACAGAGCUGACAGAUGAGGCUUUCCUCCUGCUCCUGCCCACGCUGGCUGCCCUGCCACGCCUGGAGACCCUGGCACUGAACGGAAACAGGCUGACCAGAGCUAUUCUGAAGGAGCUGACCGAUGCCCUGAAGGAUCCAGGAAGUUUCCCUAGCGUGACAUGGAUUGACCUGGGCAACAAUGUGGACAUCUUCUCCCUGCCACAGUCCUUCCUGGUCAGCCUGAGGAAGCGCUGCCCCAAGCAGGGCAACCUGCCCACCAUCCUGGAGUUUGGAGAGAGUCAGGCUAGCGACCCCCCCGAGAGGCUGAAGGGGCUCGGCGAAGAGGAAGAGACAGAGACAGAUGACACCAACCGGACUGAGAGCAUGGGUGAACUCCGGUCAGAGGUGGAAGAGGAGCUGGAUGGAGAGAUGGAGAUAGAGGAGAUGAUGGAAGAGCUGCUGGACUUUGACAGGGAGGUGCAGGGAAAGGAGGACGAGGAGGAGAGCAUGUGGACCGUAGGGGAGCAGAGAAAAGAGUGGAGGAGGAGGGGGACGAGUGGGGAGAAGGAGGCACGUGGACAAGAGAAGCAACCUGCGAGGGGGCCACUGAUGGCAGAGGACGAGGACACGCAGAGCGGACGACUUGACUGA
Molecule: messenger RNA, 1260 nt
Organism: Monopterus albus (swamp eel)
Lineage: Eukaryota; Metazoa; Chordata; Actinopteri; Synbranchiformes; Synbranchidae
Gene: lrrc75a
Product: leucine rich repeat containing 75A
Exons: 6
Coding region: 1-1260 (419 amino acids)
Source: RefSeq, a predicted model, not a curated record